This is a messenger RNA of Poecilia reticulata (guppy), 5475 nucleotides long. RefSeq names its product hepatocyte growth factor b (gene hgfb). The record is from RefSeq and is a predicted model, not a curated record. NCBI's taxonomy places the organism in Eukaryota, Metazoa, Chordata, Actinopteri, Cyprinodontiformes, Poeciliidae. Gene Ontology annotation, biological process: proteolysis. Gene Ontology annotation, molecular function: signaling receptor binding; serine-type endopeptidase activity.
GCAGUGGUGGAAGCAAAGUCUCUUGGUAUCUGUCAGAGCGCACAGCAGGCAGCGUUUCCAUUUGUUUUCUCUGCACGUUGUUGUGUAAUGAAGGCGAUGUGGAUUUACAGGCUCGUUGUUGGACUCGCAGUCGUUUCUUGCUGCGAGGGCAGGCGAAAUGCUCUCCAAGACUAUCAGAAAUCCGAAGGCACCCGACUGGCUGUCGUGUCUCCCGAUUCCUCUCAUCUGACCAAAAGCAGGAAACUGAGCUUAACCAAAUGUGCAAAAACGUGCAGUCGCGGAAAAAGACUCCCAUUCCACUGCAGAGCUUUCCUCUAUGAACAUCGGAACAGGAAAUGCCAGUGGCUUUCAUUUGACAGAAAUUCACCAGGAGCUCAAAGCCAUCAGAACAUCUACUAUGACCUCUAUCAAAAGAAAGACUACAUAAGGGAAUGCAUUGUGGGGACAGGUCAGAGCUACAGGGGGCAGAGGUCAGUGACAGUCAGUGGGAUCCUGUGCCAAGCCUGGGCCUCCCCGAUACCUCAUGAGCACAAAUUCAUGUCUAAGCGGUACAGGAAAACGGACCUAAUAGAGAAUUACUGCCGCAACCCAGACAACUCCACCGUUGGUCCGUGGUGCUUCACCACUGACCCCAGGCCACACCUCCGACACCAGGAGUGUGGCAUACCACAGUGUUCACAAGUUGAGUGCUUUACCUGUAAUGGAGAAGAUUACAGAGGACCAAUGGACUACACAGAAAGUGGGAAAGAAUGUCAACGAUGGGACCUAAAUGAACCUCACAAGCAUUCAUACCACCCCUCAAGAUACCCUGACAAAGGCCUACAUGAUAACUACUGUAGGAACCCCGACGGACGUCACAGACCAUGGUGCUUUACCACAGACCCAAACACACACUGGGAGUACUGCAACAUCAAAGUUUGUGAAACCCCUCCUAAAAGUCCUGAGGCGGAGACAACCGAGUGUUAUGAGGGCAGAGGAGAGGGUUACAGAGGCACAGCGGACAUGACGCCCAGCGGACUCGCCUGCCAACGCUGGGAUUCUCAGUAUCCACAUAACCACACAUUCCUACCUGAAGCUUAUCCUUGCAAGGACCUGAAAGAGAACUAUUGUCGAAAUCCAGAUGGUCAAGAAUUCCCCUGGUGUUUCACUACAGACCCAAGAGUACGCACAAUGUUCUGCACCCACAUCCCUCAGUGCGGCGUCCAGAACAGUCCUGUCAGCGACUGUUUCUUAGGCUUUGGAGAAAAUUACCAAGGAGAGCAGUCAAGGACUAGAUCAAACCUACCCUGCGCUCCCUGGAGAGACCACAGCAACAGGGGGGAGAGGGGCAUGCUGAUGGCUGGCCUAGAGGGGAAUUUCUGCAGAAAUCCUGAUAAGGACAAACAUGGUCCCUGGUGUUUCACCAACAAUUCUGCCAUUAGCUGGGAUUACUGCAACGUAAAACCUUGUGAUGCUUUGCAAAACAGCAUUCCACCAGUCUUUGUAGCUGAGCCAACCCCUGUGAGGUGUUUUGUCCAUAAAAGAACCAGGAUUGUGGGAGGAGCUCCAGUUGGCAUAUCAGACGGCAGCUGGAUGGUUAGCAUACAGAAAGGAUCGGUGCAUUGGUGUGGAGGUUCUCUUGUGCGAGAGGAGUGGGUACUUACUGACAGACAAUGCUUCUCCUCCUGUGUCCCAGACCUCAGCGAGUAUCGGGUGUGGCUGGGAGUCUCUGAUCUUCGAGAAGGAUCUCCUGACAGACCUAAGAGACAGGAAGUCAGAAUAGCUCAAGUGAUAUGUGGCCCCAAUGGAUCCAGCUUAGCCCUCCUGAGACUCUCAAAGCCCGCCCGUCCUGCAGACAACGUCCACACAAUUCAGCUGCCUGUGGCCGGAUGCUCCAUCCCAGAGGGAACCAUGUGCAAAAUGUAUGGAUGGGGAGAGACAAAAGGUACUGGUCAUGAUGACGUCCUAAAGGCAGUGGACUUGCCCAUUGUUGGAAAUGAUAGGUGCAGAGAAAUGCAUAGAGGGAACUUCCACAUAACCAACACCAAGAUCUGUGCAGGGGGGAAAAGGAACGAGGGAGUCUGUGAGAGAGAUUAUGGGGGCCCUCUUGUGUGUCAAGAUGGUGAUCUCAAAGUUAUUGUUGGCAUCAGUGUCCAUGGCAGAGGCUGCGCUCGAGCCAACCAGCCUGGCAUUUUCAUUAAUGUCCCCUUCUACACACAGUGGAUUUACAAGGUCUUUCGAUAUAACCCAAACUCUGACACUGCUUAGAAACAAAUCACUACUAGGGGACUAAAUUAAAACUAGACCCUCUCUUCUUUAACUCCAGUGGACAUCUUUAACUCAGGACAUCUGGUUUCUGUGACUCAGAUACCUGUGGGGUCUGCAGCUGAACAUGAAAGUCUGAGGAAGCACUUGCAGUGAUGAUGGCUUUAAAAUCACUAGCAAAUACCAUACUGACUUCAGUACAAGGAGUCAAUAACUAGUGGUUUAUUACAAAGAUGGAAACGUAUUACUUCUCAUAUCGUAGACAUGUAACAUGAUGUAAUUUUUGAACCAUCUAGAGAGAGAAYAGUUUCGAUAAAAGACAGUUAUUACAUAAGAAAAGGAGUCAGUCAGAACCAGAGUCAAAAAAUACAAACAGGAUUGCGAAAAAGUAUUUGCCCCUUUUACCUUACCUGUUUCGGUUCCUGGAACAACUAUUAAUAUCAGAUAAGACGGCCAAAGUUAAUUUUACAAAGCAGUCUUUAAAUUAUUCAUGCAUCCAGACCAACCUGGUCCUUUGUGAAAAAGUUAACACCUGGAUAAGACAUGAAUUAACUUUGAUUCAUCACAAUAUUUUUGGAAAGUUAAGUUCAGUAUCUCUAGCCAUGCCCACAURUGUMUGUGUUUGUCAACACAGAGCACAGUAAUAUAUCAUACAUUGUAACACACGAUGCCCAGACCAAACAGAUGAGGAACUAAAACUUUGAUAAUGAUAAUUAUCUACAAUUGCCAAGACAUUGUACAAAGCUGAACCUGACAAGCAGUGGCCAGCCUACCAAAAUUACUACAAGUGUAUAUUCAGGAAGUUACCAAAGAACUUAGAGCAAUAUAUAUAGAAGGCUUUAGUUGCUUCAUUGAUGAAGCAUGAUUCAACAAUAAGAAAGAAAAAAUGGCGUCCAUGGUAAAGUUCCAAUGUGAAAACCAUUUACAAUUUAAAUGAACAUAUAUGCCUAUCUCRUCUUUGCUAAAAAGGUUUUUGGCAAAUUUUGUAGACUUCCGAGAUAAAAAUUUAACUCCUCAAAAGUUGUGCAAUUUGAUAAAUCUGGUUCAAAGCGGAUUUAGAAUCACAGAAAAGAAAAGUCAUACUCAAAGUGCAGAAGUUAUUUGAAUCCAAAGGGACGUAAGAGACUUGACUGUGUUCAUGUUUUCCUCUGAACUGGGAAAUUCUGACUUCCCAGUCAGAAAAAUCAAUUGAAACUUCUUCCGUUGUCAGAUUUCCCGCUGGGAAACUGGGAGCAACUCUUUAUUGGAAGGGAUUGCAUAAGACUGACACUACACCUGUCAUGAACAUGAAGGUUUCUUCGGAAAUGUCAAUUAAUGUUGUCAUAAAGUGUCAUUCGUUAAUGACACAUUUAUUGCAAAGUUGACACUUUUAAUGUAUUUUUGAUGCGAGUUUUAAUGCAGCUUUGCUUUAAAAAUGUCAUUAUUUACCUUCAAGACAACAAGCAUUAAUGAAGACCCCAUCAUGUUCACAACAGUUAUGUCAUGUUUAUGACAGUGUCACGUCAAUCACACUUCAAAUAAAGUGUUACUGAUGUUUAUUUUAAAAGACAAACAUGCRAAAGCAUGUCUAUAUUCAAUGUUACAUGUAGCACCUGCAACUAUAAACUAAACAAAUUAAAAGUGAUGUUUGCUUACGGAAAAUAAAGUCUAAAGCUGAUGUUUGUUAGAGGUACUGUUAACAAUGUUUGUGGGUGUCGCCAUGUUGAAAUUCCAACUGACCUUGGGUGACCUUGGGUCUGACGUGAAACUGAGCUUCGAGUUUCCGAUUUCCGAUAAAACCGGAAAGCAGCGCUAGUGCCACUAACUUUCAGACCGUAACAGCAGUGGCUGCCACCAAACGAAGCCUAGCCAAUUAGGUUUGUAGGGCAAUUAUCCUUUCACAUAGUGCCAUGUUAGUUUGUAUAAUAUAUUUAUCAUUCUUAUUGUAUCAUUCUUUGAAACUUCUUUUUCUCAGGUUUCCAUUCUGUAUGAGAUCUGUCAACCUUUGCAGACUUUCCAUGUGUCCACUCUAGAUGUGUGUAUGUGAAUUCUCAAAUCCUGGUAUUACUUGAAUGAAUUGAAUACCAAAUGCAGAGGUUCAAAUGUUGGGCCAAUUAGAAAACCAACCUGUGGUAGGACAUGUUAAGGGCACUCCAUCCRUUUCUGAGGGGCUGAAGUAAAACAAGUCCUUCAUGUAAAUAGUUAUUAAAUGAGUGUAUUUGUGACACUCUUAGUGUAAUUUAGGUCUUAUAGAUCUACAAAAUGAAAACAUGAAUGUUGUAUCAAGGAGAUAUAAGAAAAAAUUAAAGUGAUUUUUUUUUUACAGUGGAAACUUUCUGACUUCUUUCUGUCUCAUAAUUAAUAGAUUAAAAAAAUCCUACAUUGUAAUGUUAUCUUAGCACCAUGGACUGUACAUAUGUGAUCUCUUCUGUGUAAAAAAAUGAAAGAAGUGCCUAACUUUAAGUUKUCAUUCAUGUAUAUUCAUAGGUUCAUUCUGUACAUUUUCCAAUAGUUCAAGUUUUGAACCAUUGUGGUUAUUCCUGUUUUGUUUUGUCCAUUUCUGCAGUAGUGAUUGAGAAAAAAAACCAUCUACACAAGGAGAUAAUGUAAUGUAGUCAUAUUUAAUGAAUAAGAAUAUAAUUGAAAAGUUUCAGUAACUCAGWUCAUUAAGUUACUGAAACUGUCUCUUUUAAUUAUCCCAAUGUUCUGCUUACAGUUAAUGAAAGUUUGAAAUUUUAGCAAAAAAAAAACAAUUUUUAAUGCAGAAAUGUGGGCUCAAUGAAAAGUAUGUUUUAUAUCUGCUAAAUCUUAUUUUCAGAAAGGACUUUUAGUCUGACAAAACAAACUUCAUUGCAACGUACGUUGCGACUCAUUGAAUAUGACUGCGUGCACAGAUCGAUGUUUAGCCAGGACUGAUUCAUCAGUGCAGGCAAAAUACGACACAUCCUUAGUCCCUCCACUCCGAAUGUUAAUUUCACAAAGUCAGUCAAAUUUUAUGUACCAGGAGUAUGUCUGUUUUAUCGGAAUGACACUUAAAUUUACAAAACUUGAUAUUCAUCAUAUCCAUAUUAAUUAUGUACAAAUGCGAUAAAAUAGUUUUUCUUGUAUACAUGUGUUUUGGCACUGAAAUAUGCUGCAAGCUGCUACAGUCUACAUGUUGUACAGUAUUGCCUUAUGUUUUCUGUAUAAUGUACAUUUGCUGUAAGGUUCCACUUACCCACUAUGCUUAAGAAUAAACAGUUUACCUAGUGA